AUGACGGCCUCCCGCCUGGACUUUGGGGAGGUGGAAACUUUCCUGGACAGGCACCCAGAGUUGUUGGAAGAUUACCUGAUGCGCAAGGGGAAGCAGGAGAUGGUGGAGAAGUGGAUGCGGAGGCACGGGCAGGGUCAGGGGGCGGUAGGCCCGAGGCCCACCCCGGCCGCCGACACGAGCGGUGGCGGAGGCAGCGGCGGCCUUGGCGGUGGCCCGAGACCCGACGGCCCUGCCAGCAGCCAGCCCACCCCGGGCGGUGGGGACUGUAGGGGGGGCCCCAUGGGCCCCAGCUGGGCCAGUGGCAGCCGGGGCGAUGGGAGCCUGCAGCGGAGAGCUUCUCAGAAAGAGCUGAGGAAGAGUUUUGCCCGCUCCAAGGCCAUCCACGUCAACAGGACCUACGACGAACAAGUGACCUCCCGGGCCCAGGAGCCCCUGAGCAGUGUGCGGCGGAGGGCGCUUCUCCGGAAGGCCAGCUCCCUGCCCCCCACCACCGCCCACAUCCUCAGUGCCCUGCUGGAGUCGCGGGUGAACCUGCCUCAGUACCCCCCUACGGCCAUGGACUACAAGUGCCACCUCAAAAAGCACAACGAGCGACAGUUCUUCCUGGAGCUGGUCAAGGAUAUCUCCAAUGACCUUGACCUUACCAGUCUGAGCUACAAGAUCCUCAUCUUCGUCUGCCUCAUGGUGGACGCAGACCGCUGCUCUCUCUUCCUGGUGGAAGGGGCGGCUGCUGGCAAGAAGAGCCUGGUCUCCAAAUUCUUUGAUGUGCACGCAGGGACCCCACUGCUGCCCUGCAGCAGCACGGAAAACUCAAACGAGGUGCAGGUCCCCUGGGGCAAAGGUAUCAUUGGUUAUGUCGGGGAGCAUGGAGAGACGGUCAACAUUCCUGAUGCCUACCAGGAUCGAAGAUUCAAUGACGAAAUCGACAAACUAACUGGGUACAAGACGAAGUCGUUACUGUGCAUGCCUAUCCGAAGCAGUGAUGGCGAGAUCAUCGGCGUGGCCCAAGCCAUCAACAAGAUUCCUGAGGGAGCCCCAUUUACCGAAGAUGACGAAAAAGUCAUGCAGAUGUAUCUUCCAUUUUGUGGAAUUGCCAUAUCUAAUGCUCAGCUCUUUGCUGCCUCAAGGAAAGAAUAUGAAAGAAGCAGGGCUUUGCUAGAGGUGGUUAAUGACCUCUUUGAAGAACAGACCGACCUGGAGAAAAUUGUCAAGAAAAUAAUGCAUCGGGCCCAAACACUGUUGAAAUGUGAACGCUGUUCUGUUUUACUCCUGGAGGACAUCGAAUCACCAGUGGUGAAGUUUACCAAAUCCUUCGAACUGAUGUCCCCAAAGUGCAGUGCUGAUGCUGAGAACAGUUUCAAAGAAAGCAUGGAGAAAUCAUCGUACUCCGACUGGCUAAUAAAUAACAGUGUUGCCGAGCUGGUGGCUUCCACGGGCCUUCCAGUGAACAUCAGUGAUGCCUACCAGGAUCCCCGCUUUGAUGCCGAGGCUGACCAGAUAUCUGGUUUUCACAUAAGAUCGGUUCUCUGCGUCCCUAUUUGGAACAGCAACCACCAAAUAAUUGGAGUGGCUCAAGUGUUAAAUAGACUCGAUGGAAAACCUUUCGAUGAUGAUGAUCAACGACUUUUCGAGGCUUUUGUCAUCUUUUGUGGCCUUGGCAUCAACAAUACAAUUAUGUAUGAUCAAGUGAAGAAGUCAUGGGCCAAGCAGUCUGUGGCUCUUGAUGUGCUAUCUUAUCAUGCAACAUGUUCAAAAGCUGAAGUUGACAAGUUUAAGGCAGCCAACAUCCCCCUGGUGUCAGAACUUGCCAUCGACGACAUACACUUUGAUGACUUUUCUCUCGACGUUGACGCUAUGAUCACGGCUGCUCUUCGGAUGUUCAUGGAGCUGGGGAUGGUACAGAAAUUCAAGAUUGACUAUGAGACACUGUGUAGGUGGCUUCUGACAGUAAGGAAGAAUUACCGAAUGGUUCUGUACCACAACUGGAGACACGCCUUCAACGUGUGCCAGCUGAUGUUCGCCAUGUUGACUACCGCCGGGUUUCAAGAGAUUCUGACCGAGGUGGAAAUUUUAGCGGUGAUUGUGGGAUGCCUGUGUCAUGACCUCGACCACAGGGGAACCAACAAUGCCUUCCAAGCUAAGAGCGGCUCUGCCCUGGCCCAACUCUACGGAACCUCUGCCACCUUAGAGCACCACCAUUUCAACCAUGCAGUGAUGAUCCUUCAGAGUGAGGGUCACAACAUCUUUGCUAAUUUGUCCUCCAAGGAAUACAGUGACCUUAUGCAGCUUUUGAAGCAGUCAAUACUGGCAACAGACCUCACGCUGUACUUUGAGAGGAGAACAGAAUUCUUCGAACUUGUCAGUAAAGGAGAAUAUGAUUGGAACAUCAAAAACCAUCGUGAUAUAUUUCGAUCAAUGCUAAUGACAGCCUGUGACCUUGGAGCCGUGACCAAACCGUGGGAGAUCUCGAGACAGGUGGCUGAACUUGUAACCAGCGAGUUCUUUGAACAAGGAGAUCGGGAGAGAGCAGAACUGAAACUCACCCCUUCAGCUAUUUUUGAUCGGAACCGGAAGGAUGAGCUGCCUCGAUUGCAACUGGAGUGGAUUGAUAGCAUCUGUAUGCCUUUGUAUCAGGCACUGGUGAAGGUCAAUGUGAAACUGAAGCCGAUGUUGGAUUCCGUGGCCACCAACAGAAGUAAGUGGGAAGAGCUGCACCAGAAAACGCUGCCCGUCUCCUCGACUGCCUCCGCCCGCUCUGCCAAGGUCACGGAGACCAGGGAUGACAGAAACUAA
Messenger RNA from Rangifer tarandus platyrhynchus (Svalbard reindeer), 2793 nucleotides. Lineage: Eukaryota; Metazoa; Chordata; Mammalia; Artiodactyla; Cervidae. The record is from the annotation of a GenBank genome assembly.